Messenger RNA from Nannospalax galili (Upper Galilee mountains blind mole rat), 3088 nucleotides. It is a transcript of the gene Plekho2, whose product is annotated as pleckstrin homology domain containing O2. The coding region runs from base 150 to 1625 and encodes 491 amino acids. The record is from RefSeq and is a predicted model, not a curated record. Gene Ontology annotation, biological process: macrophage apoptotic process. Lineage: Eukaryota; Metazoa; Chordata; Mammalia; Rodentia; Spalacidae. The transcript is spliced from 6 exons.
CGGCCCCGCCCCCCGAAGUUUCUUGGGUCCGGGGCGGUCGGCGGGACCGAGCGUAGAGAGCCGCCGCCCGGCUGCGCGUAGAUGGAGCUGGCGGACCCUGCACAGAGCAGGCAGUGAACGGCGGAGCGGCCGUACUUCACGGACGCGCCAUGGAAGAGAAUAUAAAGGAGGGGAGUGAGAAGCCUCAUGGAGCACGGACUGCAGACAAGGCUGGAUGGAUCAAGAAGAGCAGUGGGGGCCUACUGGGUUUCUGGAAAGACCGCUACCUGCUCCUUUGCCAAGCCCAAUUGCUGGUUUAUGAGAAUGAGGACGAGCAGAAGUGUGUGGAGACUGUGGAACUGGGCAGCUAUGAGAAGUGCCAGGACCUUCGUGCUGUCCUCAAGCGGAAGCACCGCUUUAUCCUGCUGCGAUCUCCAGGGAACAAGGUCAGUGACAUCAAAUUCCAGGCCCCCAGUGGGGAAGAGAAGGAAUCCUGGAUCAAAGCCCUCAAUGAAGGAAUCAACCGAGGCAAAAAUAAAGCUUUUGAUGAGGUAAAGGUAGACAAGACCUAUGCCCUGGAACAUGUAACACGGGACCGGGUGCGAGGGGGCCAGCGGCGCCGGCCACCAACCAGAAUCCAUUUGAAAGAGGUAGCCAGUGCAGCUUCUGAUGGGCUUUUGCGCCUAGACCUUGAUGUCCCAGACAGCGGGCCACCUGUGUUUGCCCCUGGCAAUGAUGUCAGUGAAGCUCAGCCCCGGGAGACACCUCGGGCCCUCAUGCCUCCUGUCAAGCCUUCCCCAGCACCAGAGACUACCAGCCUCGAUGACAGCAUGGAGACUCCUGCAGGAGAGAGAGCCACAGCCCCCAUUUCAUCAAGCUCAGAGGCCCAUCCUGAGAAUCAAGAGGAUGCAGAGACCCCAGCAGAGGAGGACAAUGGCUUUAAGAGGCUCCCUAACACCCCCUUGUCGGAAAAACUGAAGGUGAGCUGGGAGAAUUCCACUCCAGAGGAGCCUCCUGUUUCUGAGAGUGCAGAGCCGCCCGAGGUGCCUGGUUCUGAGACUCCAGAGGCUGCCCACUGGGAGAAUAAGAAGCCCCCUGCACCCCCACCCAAGAUCUUAACAGAGAAGAUGAAGGCCUGUAUGAGUGGGAUGGAGGCUGCUGGUCCAGUCCAGAGUCCUGAGACCUCUGCUCCAGACUCAGCACAGGUCUCUGUGAAUGGCAUGGAUGAAAGUCCUGAGUCUGCCAUACUAUCCCAGGCUGUGGGCGCCCCAGGAACUGCUCCAGAGGAUGCAACAGCGUCCCCAGCACUGCCCAUCUGGGACCUGCCACCUCAGUUCCAGCCGCGAUCAUCUUCCCUUGGGAGUCUACUUGGAGAAGGCCCCCAGCGUAAGGAACGGCUGUAUCGGGCCCAGCUGGAGGUGAAAGUGGCCUCAGAACAGACAGAGAAAUUAUUGAACCAGGUGCUGGGCAAUGAACCACCCCCUGUGUGUGCUGAGACAUUGCUCAGCCAGGCUGUGGAGCAGCUGAGGCAGGCCACCCAGGUCCUGCAGGAAAUGAGGGAUUUGGGAGAACUGAACCAGGAACCCCCUGGGCUAAUGGAAAAACGGAAGGAGCUGGUGACCCUCUACCGUAGAAGUGCACCCUAGGCCUGCCAAGCCUGAGGAGCGAGUCUGAUCCUCAAGCACCCCCAUGUAUCACUGCCUAGCCCUGCUAAGAAAUGAGCUUUAGCUCAUACUAUAGAAGGGCCAUGGGGCAUACCAGAUUUGGCCAGGACUUGAGACUCCUGAUCUCCUUUCCACCCUGGCCUGGCCAGUUGUGCCAGGUGUCACCAGAGGCUUCUGUCUGGCUCUCUGGUUUGACCUCUCCUCCAGGCUCUGGGCUUGGGUUGGAGCCUGUGGGCUCUGUGGUUGUUCCAAACUGCCCCAGGGCUUUGGCACUGUACUUGGGGUUUCCAGGAUGGCAUCAUCUCUGUUCUCACCCCAGCAGUUUACAUUCCUGACUUCCGACUUCCGGGUAGAGCACAGCUGAGCCUGCCUGAGGGUGGAGGUGGUGGGGGCUUCUUAUCCUCAAGGUCCCCAGGCUGCAGCCUCCAUCCAGCCACUCCCACCUAUUCUGAGUAGCUGCAGGGGCCUUGUUGGGUCCAAGCUGUAGAGUCAUCUGUCAGCUGAGUGAAAUCUGGCCCUCAGCUGGAGCCUAGAGACAGAUGAUAAGCAUCUGUGAAGGAGCCAUUUGCUAUGUGGCUUGUUUCCCUUUCUUCAAAGCAAGAGCAUUUUCUGCAGCGCCCCCUGGCCUUUGGUGAGCUGUGAUUAGAUGCUCAGAUCUGGAGGCUUCCAGGGCAGAAGAGGAACUCAAAGGGCCUCCUGGUGCAGUUCUUGCUCCUGGGCCAGCUUCUGUCCACCCUUGCACAUUCCUGAAGAGGUUAACCCCAGAGUGGCCCUGUGUCAGCAUUUGAAAACCCUGUAUGUAAUUACAUUAAUCAACCUUUAGAGUCCCCACCUUUUGUGCCUCCCAGAUGGGAUUUAUCUGGGUUUCUGUGAUUCUUCCUCAGCCGGACACUUCUGGUACCUACCCCCUUACUUUACAUGCUGGAGUCUGUGACCACAUCCCACCUCCAUCAGGCCCCUGGUGGGCUGCCCCUCCUUAACUUCCUAGCGGGAGGAGUGUUUUCUCCCCUCCCUUUAGUGGUUCAUCCCUGGUUCCAAUCCCUCUCUCCUCUCCCAUUGUCCCUUGCUCUGGGAGCUUCCCCAGUUUCUAACCCACCAGCAGCUGGACUGAGGGUGGAGCCUGGGCCAGGCACUUGGAGAGGGAACCCUUAGGAUCUGCCUUGAGGAUUCUGCAAGUGCACUUUCAUUUACUGGGAAAGAAGGGCCGGUCAUAUCAGCACCUGGCCUUUCCACUCAUCCCAUCCCCAGUCUCUAGUUGUGCCCACUAAGGCAUGCCAGCACAGGUCAAUGCCUUUAUUGUACUGUCAUUUUCUUGCUGAAGAAGGUGGGCCAGCUUGGGCAGAAGUAAAUAGAAAUGACCUGGCUCGUGAGCCCCCACCUUCCAUCAGCCUCCCCAAACCACACUCCUUGAGUUCCUAUGCUAGCCUGCCCUUCCUUCCAUCUCC